UACACACAAUUUGCGGGGAUUUGAAAAAACAUUGAAACAUCUAAAUAUAAUUAACAAAACGGCGCACUUUUAACAAGGAUGAUGUUACGUACAACUGUAACGGCAAGAAAAUCAAAGACUGUCCGAGACAUCGCGUGAUUUCACGCUUCCGGAAGUUAAAUAGCAUGAGAGAGAGAGAACUGUCCGAGGUGCUGACACUAAUUUGGGAAGAUGGAUGAAUCACAAGAGUCCUGUAUACUCAAUGCCGAAAACUGCAGCAGCAGCAGCAGCAGUGCCCUCAGCAGUAAAACUGGCAACACUCCACAAUGCAACGGUGCUUCAGAGUACAGGACCCUGCUCCAUGUCCCUGAGUCACACGGUCUCCAGCUACUGAGCGUGCUCAGAUCAUUCAGGGAGCAAGGCCUGCUGUUUGACUUCACCAUUAAGGUCCAGGAACAAAGUUUUCCCUGCCAUCGAUGUGUCCUUGCAGCAUGCAGCGAUUUCUUCAGGGCCAUGUUUGAGGUGGAUAUGCGAGAGCGUGGUGAUGGUUCAGUGACUCUGGGUAACCAGUGUCCAGAGGCAGUGCGUUUAUUCCUGGACUUUGCCUAUUCAGGAGAGAUGCUCAUCACUGAUAGCAAUGUAGACAUGCUGUUUCAGCUUGCUUCUUUUCUGCAGGUCUCAGUGUUGUCCGAAGCGUGCAGCAACUUCCUGAUAAGAGCCAUGGAUCUCAGUAACUGCCUGUCCCUAUUCUCCCUUGCUGAGGCCUACGGCUCUGCAUCCCUCCUCCAAAGUGCCAAUGAGUUUGUGAUUCAGAACUUCUCUGAGCUUUCCAAAACCCAGGACUUCCUGGAUAUGCAGGUAAAUGUGUUGGAAGCAUGCCUGAGGUCAGAUGCUCUAAAUGUGCCCAGUGAGGAGGCUGUGGUGAUGUCUCUUCUUAGAUGGAUACGCCAUGAUCUCUCGGAAAGACAAAAGCUGUUGCCGGGUUUGUUAUCUCUAACCAGAUUCCACCACCUACCUGCACCUGUACUAAAGACUCUGCGUGAUGCAGAUGAUCUCCUCUGCAAUAGUGAGUCCUGCCUCGCCCUGCUCUCUGAAGCUCAGAGCAGGCAGGAUCAGUACAGCGGCCUGCUCUCUGACGCCAGGCCAGCCACCACACAGAGCUACAUCUUCAUCCACAAAACAGAGGAGAACGGCGAGAUCCGCCACAGCUUCUGCUACCAUCUGGAGACAGACCAGUGGACAGAGCUGGGAACAGGGCACGGAGAGGGGACGGCCAUGAUGCCAGACCCACCGGGUUCCUACCUUACCAGCUUUGCUGAGAAGAUAUUUGUGACAGGUGGAUGCCGGGGGAACUGUUGCCGGGCAAUACGUCUCCAUGUGGCCGAGCCGUUCCAUGACGCCACAGAUGAGGUUUGGUGCUUCUGUCCUGUGACCCUCACCUGCACGCCGGCUCCAGCCAUGCUGAAGCCCAGAACCACACACACAGCUGUAACCUGCCUGGACCGUAUCUACGUCAUUGGAGGACGGACAAGGGGAUCCAGAGGGGGGGCUCCCAGUCUGCUGGAGGUGGAGUACUUUAAUCCUCUGACCCAGACCUGGAGCUCAGUCAGCCCACUGCCCACCGCCAUCUACUACCCUGAGGCCAGUGCUUGUGGCAGUGUUAUCUAUACACUGGGGUCAGAAGUGGAGAUAACAGAUUCCUUUAACCCUUCACUGGACUGCUUCUUCAGCUAUGACGCACAGCAGGACCAGUGGAGCCGCCUGGUGGCCGAGUUUGGACAAUUCUUCCAUGCUACUCUUGUCAAGGCAGUGUCAAUAGAUAACACACUGCACAUCUGUGACCUGUCCACUUACAAGGUCUACAGUUUUUGUCCAGAGACCUGCGUGUGGAAGGGUCAAGGGUCCUUUGAGUGUGCUGGUUUCAACGCAGGAGCAGUGGGUAUGAAAGACAAAAUCUACAUCCUGGGUGGAGACUAUUCACCUGAUGAGAUCACUGAUGAAGUUCAGGUGUACCACAGUGGGAGAAGUCAAUGGGAGGAAGUGGCUCCCAUGCCCAGAGCGCUCACUGAGUUCCACUGUCAGCUCAUCAGCUUCAACAGAUACAAAGACCCAUGGGGGGACACAGCAGAUACACACUCUUGAAUAUAGUUGAUUUGCAUGUGUGUUACAUGUGUCUCUGAUGGAUGCUGGACAGCUGACAGAGGGAAAGACAACCUUCCACCAACACCACAUCUUUCUCACAUCAUUAUGACAAGACUGCGCCUGAGCCAGAUUAUGUACUACUUUUUAAUUUAAACAUUUGAUUUCAUAUGUUCACUUUGCACGAGUGAGUUGUCUGCUGUCAUAGGAUCUUUGUUGUAUUUAAAUAAAAAUGUGGUCCCUCCCAUGGAGGAACCUUAUUGAGCCAAAGACUACAGUAUAUUGGAAAGCCUAUUUUAAUAACUGACAUAUUUUGUUCUGGUGAUUUAGCUGAUGGAAACCUGCUCAUAGUAUAUUACCUUAUUUAAAACUCAACAGAAAUCCUCUUGACACAAUUGUGUAAAUAAUCUUGUUGGAUUUUCACUUUAAUCUACUUGCCUUUAUCCUGUUUAGCCUGUCAUGUAUCCAUGCAUGCCCUUUUUCUCCUCUCAUGAAAUAACAUUCUACAUGUGAUCAAUACACAGAUCACCUGACAACUGAACCUAUAGAUCAACACUGUACCUUGGAAGAACAUAUAUAUAUACGGUUGUGUUAAGAAACCUACAAAAAUAAUACAAAAAAUACAGUAAUGUUUUAUUGGCAAGGAGUGAAU
Molecule: messenger RNA, 2770 nt
Organism: Notothenia coriiceps (black rockcod)
Lineage: Eukaryota; Metazoa; Chordata; Actinopteri; Perciformes; Nototheniidae
Gene: kbtbd3
Product: kelch repeat and BTB (POZ) domain containing 3
Exons: 10
Coding region: 211-2121 (636 amino acids)
Molecular function (GO): protein binding
Source: RefSeq, a predicted model, not a curated record